UAUCUUCAUCUCUCUAUACAAAUAAAUAUGCUGAGGGUUUUCACAUUCAAAAACAAGCAAAAACACCUGCAAUUACUUGAACCAGUGGGGCAAAAGAAUGGCGAAACCUGUCCCAUUGAUCUUUAUUCUAUCACUUUUUGCAGGCAUUUUGUUUGCUAAUGGAUCUGAUCAAAUCGGAACUUACGAGUUGAAGAAAGGAGAUUUCUCUAUUAAAUUCACCAAUUAUGGUGCAACCAUUCUCUCAGUUAUUCUCCCUGACAAACAUGGAAAGUUGGAUGAUGUUGUUCUUUCAUUUGACAACAUUGACGAUUUUCGAAAUGAUACGACAUACUUUGGGAACAUUGUUGGACGUGUGGCGAACAGAAUCGGAGGAGCUCAGUUUGAACUCAAUGGCGUCGUCUAUAAACUCGUUGCCAAUGAUGGGAAAAACUUGCUCCAUGGUGGGAAGAUAGGAUUCGGAGAUGUGAUCUGGAAAGUGGAGAGCCAUGUGCAGGACAGCCACAUUACAUUCACGUACGACAGUUUCGAUGGCGAACAAGGGUUUCCGGGCGAUGUGUCGGUGUCCGUAACGUACCUGUUCAUCGAGACAAACAAAUUGGGGGUAAAAAUGGCGGCGAAAGCCCUAAACAAAGCGACCCC
Momordica charantia (bitter melon) is the source of this 639-nucleotide messenger RNA. RefSeq names its product Galactose mutarotase-like superfamily protein. NCBI's taxonomy places the organism in Eukaryota, Viridiplantae, Streptophyta, Magnoliopsida, Cucurbitales, Cucurbitaceae. Gene Ontology annotation, biological process: beta-D-galactose catabolic process via UDP-galactose, Leloir pathway; glucose metabolic process. The record is from RefSeq and is a predicted model, not a curated record. Gene Ontology annotation, molecular function: carbohydrate binding; aldose 1-epimerase activity.